AUUUGAGUCACAAACAAUGCCUGAUACAAUCGAACUCAGUCCAUCUAGUGUCCAGGUCCUCCAAAUUCUCAAGAAAUCCAAAACUUCCGCUGUCUUAAAGGUAUCUAUCAGCGGCGAAACAAGGAUUCUGAAAGUAUAUCGCGAACAUCUCCCAUCCGAGCACGAUUCACCAGCCCGCGAAACCAACCCCUUCAUUUGCGAAACAUCGGCCUAUGAACGAUUACAACACAGAGGACACUGCAAGGCGGGCAAUAUUCUAUCCUUCUACGGAACAAUCACAAAUAUCCAACCAGACCUCUGGCCACAGCUUGCCACUCUUUUUGACGAUGGCCGACCCAUGAGUGCAGUUCUCUUGGAGUACAUCGACGACAUGCACCAACUCGAUCUAUCUACAUUCUCACAGAGCCGGCUGGACGAACUAGAGCGUAUUCUACAAGACAUACACAAAGCAGGUGUCCUGCAUGGGGACCCCGACCCUAGGAAUAUGAUGAUCUGUCCUGGUCAAAACGGUAAGCAGGACAGGGUGCUCUGGAUUGAUUUUGACUCGGCCCAGCUUCUCCCGGAGGGUGAGCUUUCGCCGCGACAGCAAAUGUGGUUGCAGGAGGAAAAUGAUCUGAUGGAUUAUUUUGUCAAGGCUUUGCCUGAAGAUUAUCGUGAGGGGAGGCUUUGUCGUACUUGGGAUUACUUUUAUACGAGGAAAUAAUGAAAUUAAUCAGAGACCUUGGUUGAAUAUGUGCUAC
Aspergillus ibericus CBS 121593 is the source of this 740-nucleotide messenger RNA. RefSeq lists its product as uncharacterized. NCBI's taxonomy places the organism in Eukaryota, Fungi, Ascomycota, Eurotiomycetes, Eurotiales, Aspergillaceae. The record is from RefSeq and is a predicted model, not a curated record. The transcript is spliced from 3 exons. Bases 17 to 703 code for a protein of 228 amino acids. Gene Ontology annotation, molecular function: protein kinase activity; ATP binding. Gene Ontology annotation, biological process: protein phosphorylation.